Cuscuta epithymum is the source of this 2648-nucleotide messenger RNA. The record is from the annotation of a GenBank genome assembly. Lineage: Eukaryota; Viridiplantae; Streptophyta; Magnoliopsida; Solanales; Convolvulaceae.
AUUAGGGUUAUCCAUUUAUCCAGAAGCUUCGCACAAUGGCAUUGUACAGAUAGAGUAUCCAGAAACUUCCCAAAACGUCACAAACUGAACUGAUUAGACUAGAGAGAGAAAGAAGACAGAGCGGGAGCAGGCGAAAUCAGAAGUAUAGAGGAAGAAGGCGAGCUCUCAUCUUUCGGUAACAAUGGCGGAGCAUCUGGCUUCAAUCUUCGGAACGGAGAAGGAUAGGGUAAACUGCCCGUUCUACUUUAAGAUCGGCGCUUGCCGUCACGGCGACCGCUGCUCCAGGCUUCACACCAAGCCGAGCAUCAGCCCCACCCUCCUCCUCUCCAACAUGUACCAGCGCCCCGACAUGAUCACCCCCGGCGUCGACGCGCAAGGUCACCCCAUCGAUCCGCGUAAGAUGCAGGACCACUUCGAGGAAUUUUACGAAGAUCUAUUUGAAGAAUUGAACAAGUAUGGUGAGAUAGAGAGUUUGAAUGUCUGUGAUAAUCUGGCUGAUCACAUGGUGGGCAAUGUGUAUGUUCAGUUUAGGGAAGAGGAGCAGGCUGCAAAUGCCUUGAAAAAUCUCUCCGGGAGGUUCUAUGCUGGAAGGCCUAUCAUUGUGGAUUUCUCACCCGUCACUGAUUUUCGUGAAGCAACAUGCCGACAGUAUGAGGAGAACUCUUGCAACCGUGGUGGUUACUGCAAUUUUAUGCAUCUUAAGAUGAUUGGCAGGGAACUGAGACGGCAGUUGUUUGGGAGGUCCCAUAGAAGGCAUAGCAGAAGCAGAAGUCCUUAUAGGCAUAGAAGCUAUGAAGAGAGAUCUCACAGGAGCCACAGUAGUAGAAGGAGGUAUGAUGAUGAUGAUGAUUAUGAAAAUGAUAGAGAUGAUUACUAUCAUGAGAGUAGGAGUCGGAGACGCAGAACGACAAGUCCAGGUGGUCAUCAUCGUAAGGGGCGAAGCAGGAGCCCAGGUGAAGGCAGGCGAGGUAGAAGAAGUCCUUCUAGGGAUGGAAGUGAAGAGAGACGUGCUAGGAUUGAGCAGUGGAAUAGGGAAAAGGAACAGGCUAAACUUUCUAAUGGAGGAGAAGUUCAUGAUGAUCAUAAAAGAGGAAACAAUGAGCAUGGUUAUGCACAGAAUGGAGAUGACCAGUACCUUGGUGGCCAGCAUCGUUCACCACAGAGUGGAUAUGCUUACUGAUGUCCAUUGACUGAACUGGUGGGUCUCAGUGCAUUUCGGGAGAGAAGUAUAACGAUGCGGUGCACAUUUUAUUUUAAAAUUUCACUUUUCUUAUAUUUGUGCUUUCACUUGAUGAAUUUUUGACGAAUAAUUUCCUUUUUACAUUCCUCUUCCCAUUUAAACUCCUUUUUGAUGUACCUGUUUAGUUUUAAUGAGUUCUUUAUACAGUCUUCCUAUAUAAAUACUUCUAAUUCUUUUUAGUAAAUAAUUCAAUUUUUUUAGUAAUUUUUAGUAUUGCUUUCUAUCUACUUCAUACGGAGUAUAAAUUUCUAUUGAAUUUUGAGGCUUUAUCCUUGCAAUACGCAAAUUUAAAACAUUGUUCUUGCUGCAUUGGCACACCUGUUCUAUUAUCAGGUUAGCCUAUCAUGUCCUAUUUCAUAGUAGUUAGCUUGUUACCUAUUUUCCUCUGCAAGUUUUCAGUACCGUGUUAAAGGGAAUGUAAACAAAUAUUCAACAGCUGACCUUUUCGUAGUGUGCUCUAAAUGGUUAUAUUUUUCUGUUAAUCUUUUUUAGUUGUAAAAACAAUUUUGAAGUUUUUGAAGUUUUUCCUUUCAUGCACUGAGAGAGUCUGUCACACUUUUACUUUUUGUAAAGUUAGUAAAGCAAAGAGUGCUGCAAGUCUACAUGCUACAUUUAAGUAUUGACUAACCCUUCAUCUUCCUUGAGACUGAGCUGCUUCAUAGAAGACUAAUUCAAGCUCAUUGUUGCUUAUAAGUCAAAAAUACGUCUAUCAGUUGUUAGAAGAACUCUAUGUGCUUGUUAGACUAUGUAGACCUCUCUAUGUGCUUGCACUGGCUAACCUAUUAUUCUAUUAAUGAGACUACAACAUGUUUUGUCCCUUUUAAGCUUUUGAACAUUCUGGUUUCUUUCUUGCGACCUCAAAUGCAACACCAUCCAGGCUAGUAGACUUUUGUACUUGUCUUGUAUUUGAAUAUAUAUCAACAAAUUUGGAACUUGUCUUACAAUUGUUACGAGUUUUGCAGGAAACAGGUUCAGGUUUCCAUGCAGACAAAGGAUCAUCAAAAUCAUAUAAUAACUUCUUUACCAUGAAACGUGUAACAGGUCAUCAAUGACAAGUGUACUUGCUGAUUCGUCUACAGGAACUUGCAUUAGUUAAAGAUAACAAAGUUGGAAGAGCUUCUGUUCAUGAGUGGGGAGGGCUUUAUGGAAUUUUUAGUAUGCCUGACAUCCAUAUGAGGUGAAGUUUGUUGGUUCGAAGCAUUUGAUGGGAAAUAUAACAAAAAAACGUUCCAAGGAUGUGUAUUGUUUUAGUGUAUGCUAUUUCUGAUAUUUUUAUAAUUGAUGACAAUGUUUUGCCUGUGUAACUUAGCAAUCUUAUUCAGAAACAAUUAGGAAGUUUUUGAUAAAAAUGAGGUGUUUCAUGUUCUGACAUUUCUGUUUCACGUUUCUUAGCUUCGCAAACGAUUUU